AUGACUUUCUCGUCAGCCCUGUUCGUCGCCCUGACUGUUGGCUUGCAGAUCCACAGCACGGAAGGGCUUCGCGAUGAGCCUGCGAUUCUUCGACGUGCUUGUCCUGACUAUUUAUCCUACUCGACUGUUCCACAUGCACCAUAUAGUGGUGGCCCAUUAAACCUGCCCUUCCAAAGACCAGCAGCGGAAUGUCGGACCUUCUCAUCCCCAGCAGUGGAAAAGGUGAUUGAAGAUGUCACGUCUCGCAUGGUUGACAAAGAUCUGGCGCAAUUGUUUCGAAAUGCGUUCCCUAAUACCUUGGAUACGACCGUCCGAUGGCACACGGAUGGCUCAACCUCGUCCAGGAAAGCAAAGAAGGAUAGCGCUCAAUGGCAGGGCCCACAGAGCUUCAUCGUGACCGGUGACAUCAAUGCUGAGUGGCUUCGCGACUCGACAAACCAGCUAUCAGGCUACCAGGUCCUUGCGAAAAAGGACAAGGCUCUUUAUAACCUCAUCCUCGGAGCCAUCAACACCCAAGCCGAGUUCGUCAUUCAGUCGCCAUACUGCAAUGCUUUUCAACCACCUCCACCCAGUGGACUCCAGUCAGCCUCGAACGGACAGGAUGACAAGGUCCAUCCAGCCUAUGAACCUUCGGUCGUAUUCGAAUGCAAGUACGAGCUCGACUCGCUAGCGAAUUUCCUGGCACUGGGAACACAAUUCUACGAGAACACAGGCUCAACGGACUUCCUGACUGACCGCUGGUAUAAGGCCUUGGACACUCUUCUCAAAAUUCUGGAUGUGCAGUCACGGCCGACUUUCAACGCGCAGAACGAGUUCGAAACUAAUCAGUAUACGUUCCAGCGCACAACCACCAUUGGCACCGAAACGUUGAACUUGGCGGGUGUUGGGAACCCAUUGAACGACGGCACAGGCCUCAUCCGGAGUGCCUUCCGCCCCAGCGACGAUGCAACCAUCCUCGGGUUCUUCAUCCCGCCCAAUGCGAUGAUGGCUGUUCAGCUCGAGAAGACCGCGAACGUGAUCAAGGCUGCAGGCGGAAGCUUAGACCUGAUCGAAAAUCUCCGGCAACGAGGCGAUAAACUUGGUCAAGCUGUCCGUGAGCAUGGUAUUGUCCAUCACUCCAAGUAUGGUGAUGUGUUCGCUUUCGAAGUGGACGGCUAUGGCUCGCGCAUCCUGAUGGACGAUGCGAACGUCCCUUCCUUGCUGUCGUUGCCUCUCCUGGGUUACGUCGAUCAGAAGGAUCCGGUGUAUCAGAACACGCGCAAGAUGAUCCUCGACAAGGGCGGCAACCCAUAUUAUCUGACCGGAACCGAGUUCCAUGGCAUUGGCGGACCGCACAUCGGCCUCCAAAACGCCUGGCCAAUGUCUCUCCUGGUGCAAGCGAUGACAAGCGACUCUGAAACUGAGAUCAUGGAAGCCGUCAACCUCGUGCGUAACUCCAGUCUGCUGGGCCUCGUACAUGAAUCUAUCAACGUCAACAACAUCAAGGAUUACACUCGGCCUUGGUUUGCGUGGGCCAACUCAGUCUUCGCGCAGACGAUUCUCAAGAUUGCAGCGGAGAAACCGCAUUUGAUCUUUGGGGAGGGCGCGAAGCCAUAUAUCAUCCAGUAG
Molecule: messenger RNA, 1608 nt
Organism: Aspergillus clavatus NRRL 1
Lineage: Eukaryota; Fungi; Ascomycota; Eurotiomycetes; Eurotiales; Aspergillaceae
Product: glycoside hydrolase family 125 protein
Exons: 3
Coding region: 1-1608 (535 amino acids)
Biological process (GO): carbohydrate metabolic process
Source: RefSeq, a predicted model, not a curated record